CUCACGCUGCUACGUGUAGAAACAGGAAGUCAGGAAACAGGAAAAAUCUCGGAGAAGGAGGAAAAGUUUAAUAGAGUUUAAUAAUAAAAGAUGAGCCGAAUUUAUCACAACACGUCUUUACAGAACAAACCGGUGCACAAUGAGAAGUUUGACCGCGUGUGGUCUCCCUCUGCGUAUGAAAGUGGCCAGGGGGUUCUCCUAGAAGGAAAGCUGCUGGAUGUUUCCAGACAUUCGAUCAGUGAUGACAACAAUCAAAAGGUCCGUUUCUAUGUGCUGUACAUCAAACCCAGCCGCAUCCACCGGAGGAAGUUCGAUGCCAGCGGGAAGGAGAUUGAGCCAAACUUCAGUGACACCAAAAAAGUCAACACUGGUUUCCUCAUGUCCUCCUUCAAGGUGGAAGCUAAAGGGGAGUCCGACCGUCUGACUGAGGAGCAGCUCUCGGCGACGGUGAACAAAGCUGAGCUGGUGAAGAUAACUGACAAGCACCGACCCAGUGGGACCUGGGCCUUCUGGUACCCAGAGUCCGAGAUGGACGAAACAGAGCUGGAAACGGGACAGGAUGUACGGCUGAAGACUAGAGGAAACAGUCCUUUCAUAUCCUCCUUAGCCAAAGUGGACGGCGGCACCGUGACCAAGUGUAACUUUGCUGGAGAUGAAAAGGCCGGAGCGUCGUGGACGGACAAGGUUAUGGCCAACAAAGCAGACGCAGUCAGCACGCAGAAGCCCGGAGGAGAAGGAGAGGGAGCGGAGGAGGAUGAAUGGGACGAUUGAGGAAAACCAUCUCUCCCAUCGGCCUGAUCUCCUGGCCCUGUUCCCAGUCUCCAGGUUGAACUUCUUCUGCUUGGAUCCAGUCCUGUCUCUCUCUCUCCCGUCUUUAGAUUGGACUCCGUCAUUUCACCGGGGUACCUAACCU
Sebastes umbrosus (honeycomb rockfish) is the source of this 913-nucleotide messenger RNA. It is a transcript of the gene arpin, whose product is annotated as actin related protein 2/3 complex inhibitor. NCBI's taxonomy places the organism in Eukaryota, Metazoa, Chordata, Actinopteri, Perciformes, Sebastidae. The transcript has 6 exons. The record is from RefSeq and is a predicted model, not a curated record. Gene Ontology annotation, biological process: negative regulation of actin nucleation. Bases 91 to 771 code for a protein of 226 amino acids.